Messenger RNA from Cutaneotrichosporon oleaginosum, 957 nucleotides. RefSeq lists its product as uncharacterized. The record is from RefSeq and is a predicted model, not a curated record. Lineage: Eukaryota; Fungi; Basidiomycota; Tremellomycetes; Trichosporonales; Trichosporonaceae.
AUGAAGUUCUCACUUGUGCUCGCCCUCGCUGCGGCCGCCGCGGUUUUCGCGUCUCCCACUCCCAGCGCCACCCCGAACCGCAUCGUCUUCAUCCGGCACGCGGAGAAGGGGUGCGCCACACUCCCCGGCGACGAGACGUGUGGCGAGAUGCCCCGCCCGCCCGGCGGCGGCUGGCCGCCGCGCGGCCCUCCCGGGCCGCCGGGCACGCCGCGCAAGUUCCCCAACGGGCUGAGCGCCGACGGCAAACGGCGCGCCGAAUACCUGCGCACGUUCUUCGGGAACGCGUCCGAGUUCGACUUCGGGUACGUGUUCGCGGCGCCGCGCGAGCCCGAGCUCAAGCACGGCGAGCGGACGUACGCGACGGUCGCGCCGCUCGCGUCCGACCUCGGGGUGGACGUGGACAUCUCGUGCGCGACGGCGCCGGACGCGGGCGCGUGUCUCGCCGCCGCGGUGGCGCGGGUCGCGCCGUCCCGCGACGUCCUUGUCUGUUGGAAGCACCGCGAGCUGCACCUCAUCGCGGCGGCGAUGGGCGCGCGCAAUGCGCACACGCAUUAUCCCGACGAGCGGAACGACGUGGUCUGGAUCAUGGAGGGGGAUAUCACGGACAAGCGCAGCAUGCAUAUGCCGGGCCUCGAUGACGGGCGCGUAGACGAGGGCGACCCCGACCUCGUCGUCGAGCCCGUCGACAACGCCUGGCCGGGCUGGGUGUGCCGCCUCCUCGCGUACGUCCUGUAUUAGAUGGCAUGCAUUGUCAUAGUAUGUAGCUAGAUGAUGCCGGCAAGCCAGUGCGCGAAGCGCUCGCACUGCUCGUUCGGGUUCUCGUCGUAGGCGUGAUCGGCGCCCUCGACGACCUCGAGCUCGAACGGCCCCUCUGUCGCCCGCAGCAGCGCAACGCUCUCCUCGAGCGGCUGGACUUUGUCGUCGAUCGUGCCGUACGCGAGAUAGAUAGGGGGACGC